CUUCCCUUCGCUGCAGCCUGAGCCGGGUUUCAGUCGCUCCAGAGACAGCGGACUUUCCUCGCAUGUUUGCAACAGAGGGAUCAUGACGGGGAAGAAGUCUUCCCGGGAGAAGCGGCGCAAACGUAGCGGUCAGGAGGCAUCUGCGGCGCUUGCGGCCCCAGACCUCGUGCCUGUCCUUGCCAGCGGCGGCAGUGGAAGUACCAGCGGCUGCGGGAGCGUCAGCUGCUGUGGGAACGCCAGCUUCAGUGGAAGUGUCACCGGUGGUGGGAGCGGGGGCAGCUGCUGGGGCGGGAGCAGUGAGCGUCGGAAGCGGAGGAGCACCGACUCAUCCUCCAGCGUCUCGGGCUCUCUGCAGCAGGAAACCAAGUAUCUUUUGCCAACUUUGGAAAAAGAAUUAUUCUUGGCAGAACACAGUGACCUUGAAGAAGGUGGACUGGACCUGACUGUGUCAUUGAAACCAGUUAGUUUCUAUAUAUCAGACAAAAAAGAAAUGCUUCAACAGUGCUUCUGUAUCAUAGGAGAGAAGAAGUUACAGAAGAUGCUUCCUGAUGUGUUAAAGAACUGUUCAAUAGAAGAAAUUAAAAAACUAUGCCAGGAACAGUUAGAGCUUCUGUCUGAAAAAAAAAUCUUGAAGAUUCUUGAGGGUGACAAUGGACUGGACUCUGAUGUGGAAGAGGAGGCAGAUGAUGGCUCUAAGAUGGGGCCUGAUUUAGUCAGUCAGCAAGAUAUCUGUAUAGAUUCUACUUCAUCCUUGAGAGAGAACAAGCAACCUGAUGGUUUGGAAUUAAAACAAGGCAAAGGGGAAGAUAGCGAUGUGCUCAGUAUAAAUGCAGAUGCUUAUGACAGCGACAUAGAAGGCCCAUGCAACGAAGAAGCCACUGCUCCUGAGGUUCCAGAAAAUACAGUGCAAAGUGAAGCUGGUCAGAUAGAUGACCUGGAGAAAGACAUUGAGAAAAGUGUGAAUGAGAUUCUGGGACUGGCAGAGUCUAACCCAAAGGAACCCAAAGCAGCCACCCUGACUGUUCCUCCACCAGAAGAUGUUCAACCUUCUGCACAGCAGCUGGAGCUGCUAGAACUUGAGAUGAGGGCAAGAGCGAUUAAGGCCCUAAUGAAAGCUGGUGAUAUAAAAAAGCCAGCCUAGUUGUUUAACUUGAGUUUGAAUUUUAGAGGUGUUUGAAUGAAGCCACAUCAUAUAAUUUUGUAUCUGAAGUUUAUUUUGGGUCUUACGUGAUACUUCUCGUGUAACCCUUAUUAGGUAAACUCAUUUUAGGCCUAAAAUAUGGUUGUUGUUGUUGUUGUUUUUAUUUUAUAUUAGAAAUAUGUGUUAUUGUCUUAUGAAUUCAUGACAAAUAUAGUUGGAUAGACUGGAUACUUUGUUAGAUGGGUAUUUAGCUAUGUCUGCAAAUUGUCUUAAAAGCCAUUAGCAAAGAAUCAUGUCAUUUUUUUUUUUCUUUAUUUUUUUAAAUGUUUGGGCACCAAACCUAAAAACUUAAGAAAGAUUGACCAAGCAUGUUUCUCUUAAGGCUACCUAUAUUUUGCAAUAGACUAUUAAAUUAUUGCUCCUAGAUUUGUUAACAAUUAAGAAAUUUAGUUUUGCUUAUAUACACUUUUAAAAUAUGUACUAUUUUGAAGAUUUCUUAUAUGGGUGUGGAUUUCUUAAUUAAAACUGAAUAAUUUUGUUAUCAGGCUUAGAGAUUUGAAAUGGCUUAGAAAAACUUUUUUUAUAAAAGAAAGAAAAGAUUUAAGGCAAUUUUUAACAAUGUAGAGCUAAUUGCCCAUGUUUAAUUACAGCAGAUGAGCCAUUCUAACAGGUAUUUGAUACUAUUGGACACCUCAUUUAAGUUUUUUUCCCCUCACUAAAAAAGAACAAGUUUUCAUUUACAUUCCAAGCUAUCAGGAAAAGGAGAAUAUUUUAUCAUACAUGAUUUCAUCUGGUGGUGUUGCUUGAAGAUCUGAUAUGCUAUAAUUCCAUGAAUCAAAAAUAAUAAAAGUCUAUCAUUCAGGAUCUGAAGACUUUUGAUAUUUUUCCAAAAGCAAAAUUAAUUUCAGGAACCUUUGCUAAGUUGUUAUAAUUAAUCUCAUUUUGUAUAGUUUUUGUAAAUUAGCAUCCUGCCACAAUUACAGAUCGUUUUCCUCCAUCACUAAUUGCAGUUGUUUGAUAUCAAAAUAAAUUUAAGUAGAGACCCUUAACUUAAAAUAAACUAGUUUUUU
This is a messenger RNA of Propithecus coquereli (Coquerel's sifaka), 2211 nucleotides long. It is a transcript of the gene CAAP1, whose product is annotated as caspase activity and apoptosis inhibitor 1. The record is from RefSeq and is a predicted model, not a curated record. NCBI's taxonomy places the organism in Eukaryota, Metazoa, Chordata, Mammalia, Primates, Indriidae. The transcript has 6 exons. Bases 83 to 1141 code for a protein of 352 amino acids.